UAUAAACAGACCUCUCUGCCUCCGACGAAACAGACUUAGUUUCGGUUGGAAAUCAGCAAGAGCUCAAAAUGUACAAGUACAUCCUGCUAGUUGCCUUCUUGCCAGCGCUGGCCCUGGCUCAAACUCCCGUUCGACAGUGCCCCAAUGGACCACCACUUCCGCCUUUCGUGGAUAUUAACGGUUGCACAUCAUUACCAUGCGAGAUUAGGAGUGCCUCUCCAAUUGAAGCUUUAGCUCGAGGUAUCGUUAGCCCUAUUAGCACACCCACAUUGACAGCCUACAUCAACAUCAUGUUGGGAGGCAUAAACAUUCCUUUCCCGAUGCCGGACGGACUGGAUGAUGCCUGUCGAAACGGAGUUGCGUCAGGAACAUGUCCAGUUUCAGCUGGACAGACAUUUGACUAUACCCUCAGGCAUGGCGGCAUGCCCCUCUCGAUUACCGGUGUUGUCGUCCAGGUCGAGGUUGGUCUGAGGGCACAGAACGGUCAACUCGUUGGCUGUCUCCAGUUCGACGCACGAAUCCUUCCGUAGAAAGUACUUCAUUUGUUGGCUCGGCUAAAAUCCCCGGACAAGAAUAAAUAUAUCAAACAAGCACUGCA
This is a messenger RNA of Toxorhynchites rutilus septentrionalis, 598 nucleotides long. RefSeq names its product NPC intracellular cholesterol transporter 2-like. The record is from RefSeq and is a predicted model, not a curated record. NCBI's taxonomy places the organism in Eukaryota, Metazoa, Arthropoda, Insecta, Diptera, Culicidae. The transcript is spliced from 2 exons. The coding region runs from base 69 to 530 and encodes 153 amino acids.